UGAAGCAAUGUUUCUUGAGGUAUCAGAGAACGUUCAUAAUCGUUGCCGAAGCAACUGAACUGGGCUUUCAGAAACAACUGCGAAGAAGAAGAUGGCAGCGGUGGUUCGGCCGCAUAUACUGCACUCUUCUCCAAUGCUUAGACCCUCCUUGCUCCUUCGAAAGCUGCCUUGCUCUGUCUCUCAUUACUCCUCUCCAAGUACUCUCUCUCGCAAAAUCUCCACCACUCGUCGCUUCUGCUUCAACUCCGAAUCUGUUCCUGAGAGUUCGUCGCCAGGGAGUGAAUCAGGCGCCUCCAUAGUUGGUGAUCUUCUCGAUUAUUUAAACGAGUCAUGGACACAAUUCCAUGCUACGGCUGAAGCAAAAAGAAAGUUAAUUGCUGCUGGUUUCCAUCUGCUAAAUGAGAAUGAAGAAUGGGACCUAAAGCCUGGUGGACGCUACUUUUUCACACGAAAUAUGUCUUGUGUGGUUGCUUUUGCUGUUGGUGAAAAAUAUAGCGUUGGCAAUGGUUUUCAUAUCAUAGCUGCACACACAGACAGCCCAUGUCUAAAAUUGAAACCAAAAUCAGCAUCAUCCAAAUCAGGCUAUCUGAUGGUCAAUGUGCAGACAUAUGGGGGUGGAUUAUGGCAUACAUGGUUUGAUAGAGAUUUGAGUGUCGCUGGAAGAGUCAUUGUGAGAAGCAGCGGCAACACUUAUUUGCACAAGCUUGUUAAAGUUAAGAGACCUCUUCUACGCAUACCAACACUUGCCAUUCAUCUUGACCGCACAGUGAACAAGGAUGGUUUUAAACCAAAUCUAGAAACUCACUUGCUACCAUUACUCUCAAUGAGACCUGAGGAAACUUCUGAUUUGAAAGAGAAGACUGCAAAAUCCAAGGCUGCUCAUCAUUCACUGCUCAUGGAGGUUUUGUCAGAUGAGUUGAAUUGUCAGCCUGAUGACAUAGUUAGUGUUGAACUGAAUGUUUGUGACACUCAGCCUAGCUGCCUUGGGGGUGGAAACAAUGAAUUUAUAUUUUCUGGAAGAUUAGAUAAUCUUGCUUCAAGUUUUUGUGCAUUGAGGGCACUUAUUGAUUCAUGUGAAUCUCCUGGUGAUUUAACCAACGAGCACGCAGUACGAAUGGUUGCUUUGUUUGACAAUGAGGAGGUGGGUUCAGGUUCUGUCCAAGGAGCUGGUGCGCCAACCAUGUUUCAAGCCAUCAGACGCAUUGUAAGCAGCUUAACUGAUAGCUAUGUCGGGGAAGGCUCUUUUGAGCGCAGCAUUCGCCAAUCAUUUCUCGUGUCUGCAGACAUGGCCCAUGGAGUUCACCCAAAUUUUACUGAAAAGCAUGAAGAACAUCAUCGACCUGAAUUGCAAAAAGGACUUGUCAUCAAGCACAAUGCAAACCAGCGCUAUGCUACCAGUGGAAUAACAUCUUUUCUUUUUAAGGAAGUCGGAAAAAUCCAUAACCUUCCAACUCAGGAAUUUGUGGUUAGAAAUGAUAUGGGAUGUGGAUCGACCAUAGGUCCCAUACUUGCAUCUGGGGUUGGCAUCCGAACUGUUGAUUGUGGAAUUGGUCAACUCUCAAUGCACAGUGUGAGAGAAAUAUGUGGAACGAAAGAUGUAGACAUAGCUUACCAGCAUUUCAAGGCGUUCUAUAAAUCUUUUUCAAGCAUAGACAAGAAGAUCAGUGUGGAUUUCUGAGCUUGUUGGUUCUUGUUGGUAACAUGACAUAGCCUCUCAAGGCAUUCAACAAAACCCUUUCAAGCAUAAACAAGAAGAUCUGUGCGAAUUUCUGAGCUUCCUGAUCUCUUUGGUACCAUGACAUUAUCAUGAAAGAGUUCCGCUUCACUUCUGAGCUCAUAAGGUGCGCAGUCCUUAGCUCCAUUGACCCAUCCCCCAACAUUGCUCUAAAUUAAAUUUUUUAUAUGGUAAGUUGGGGAUAAGAACUUGCUUCAAGGUAAAAAAUUUUAUGCAUCUAAAUCGGUUUGGAGCUCGUUGUGAAUCAGAACUAAGCUUUUUUUUUCCGUUCCUUCCCAUUUUUUUCCUUUUUUUUUUUUUUGUUCUAAAUUUGAUUGGACUUCAUGAUCUCUGCUUAAUUCUUGACAAUAAAGCUUUAUUUGCAUUCUUGAAGCAUUUGUAUUGUCUUGUUUAUCUAUUAUCUA
Neltuma alba is the source of this 2139-nucleotide messenger RNA. RefSeq names its product probable aspartyl aminopeptidase. Gene Ontology annotation, biological process: proteolysis. Lineage: Eukaryota; Viridiplantae; Streptophyta; Magnoliopsida; Fabales; Fabaceae. The record is from RefSeq and is a predicted model, not a curated record. Bases 92 to 1678 code for a protein of 528 amino acids. Gene Ontology annotation, molecular function: zinc ion binding; aminopeptidase activity. The transcript has 10 exons.